Molecule: messenger RNA, 935 nt
Organism: Tribolium madens (black flour beetle)
Lineage: Eukaryota; Metazoa; Arthropoda; Insecta; Coleoptera; Tenebrionidae
Gene: Sld5
Product: DNA replication complex GINS protein SLD5
Exons: 2
Coding region: 71-736 (221 amino acids)
Biological process (GO): DNA-templated DNA replication; double-strand break repair via break-induced replication
Cellular component (GO): GINS complex
Source: RefSeq, a predicted model, not a curated record
UUCAGCUGAUUGUCAUCGGGAUUCCAAAGAUUAGUUAGUGGUCGUUGUUCUUUUUUCGUGUUAAUUUGCAAUGAAUUUAGAAUUGGAAGAUUUUGAAGACACAAUUGAAGAUGACGACGAUGCAAAUGUGCAAUUAACUUCUGCUGAGUUAAUCGAAAUGAUGGAGGAAGUGUGGGUUAAUGAGAAAUUCGCCCCUGAGAUCCUCCCCCACAAACAAGAAGUUGUAGACUGCGUGCUGGGCCAAAUAUCAUACAUGGAAAAAAAUCUAGAGACUUUACCAUCCAUCGAUUUCAAAAAAGGAAUUCAUCAAUUGGAAGUCGAUAGGAUUCGUUUCUUGGUAGCGAGUUACCUUCGUGUCAGAUUAGAAAAAAUCGAAACUUAUGUUUUGCAUAUUUUAAAAGAAGAGGAACGAAGGGGCGAAAGAGAGGAUGAGCUGUAUUUAACAGAAGCCGAGCAACAAUUUGCGAUUAGAUACAAACAAGCUUUACAACAGCAUUUCGAAACUGCAACUAAUUUUUACCAGGGUUUGCCAUUUGAAGAUUGGAAAAGUUCCUUAGUUGUGCCAAAUAUGGACAGUUUUGUGUUUUUGAGAGCUAAAAAUGCCGUAGAAGGCGUUGUUAUAGAUUCAAACCGUGACAAUGAUGAAGUUGUUGAUUUAGCUGUAGGUUCACAGAUGAUACUAUCAUAUAACAGCGUGGCUGAUUUGGUAAAAAAAGGAGAUGUCCAAUUGAUAUAAAAUAUAAUAUGUACUAUAUUUCGUAAAAUCAACAAAACAACUCAAAAUAAAUACAGUUAGAAAAUUAAUAUAUUACGUAAUAUUGUUUAAGUAGUUUAAAGCGUUUCAAUUAUUUUUUAAACAUUUAAAAUUGUUUACGUAGUUUAAAGCGUUUCAAUUUUUGUUAAACAUUAAAAAAAAUAAAUCUCAUUUUUCUGUA